This is a messenger RNA of Paraphaeosphaeria sporulosa, 1675 nucleotides long. RefSeq names its product palmitoyltransferase swf1. The transcript is spliced from 2 exons. The record is from RefSeq and is a predicted model, not a curated record. Bases 210 to 1523 code for a protein of 437 amino acids. Gene Ontology annotation, cellular component: endoplasmic reticulum; Golgi apparatus. Gene Ontology annotation, molecular function: protein-cysteine S-palmitoyltransferase activity. Gene Ontology annotation, biological process: peptidyl-L-cysteine S-palmitoylation; protein targeting to membrane. Lineage: Eukaryota; Fungi; Ascomycota; Dothideomycetes; Pleosporales; Didymosphaeriaceae.
GAACGCGCUCUCACGCGGCGUCUUGGCAGCCGUUGUAUGAACUGUAGAGGCAGCCACCCCACGUCAACAGCGACCAGCAAGGCAGCAUACAAGCAGAGACAUGCGCUGCCGGCAGACACAGUAGCGGCGGAUAAUUCAGCGACUGUAGCACGCCGUGUCUCGCUUGUAGACUGCCCCGCCAUGCCAACACACCCUGACGCGCCUACACAAUGACCGUCGUGCGUGGCAUCAUCGGCUUCACAGUGGCCGUCUCGGUCCUGACUUUUAUCGCUUUCUUCGGCCGCACGCCGGCUUUUAGGAACACUCCCAUAGGCUUCUGCCAUCGUCUGCUUAUACACCGCAUCCCCUCGGCGCUGCGUGCGCUCGAUGUCUUCCUCACAAAUGGCCGCAUCACAAGCGGCGGUUCCCGUUUGGGCAACCAUCUCAUGAACGAGAAGCACCCGGUGGUCAUGAUCUUCUUCCUCGGCCUCAUCACAAUCUCAGCCAGUCUGCUCGUUCCGACCGUGUGGAGCCUGCUGCCCUUCCACCACAAGCUCCUCGUGGCCAUCUUGCUACCGCAGCCGUAUUACUUCACGCAUCUAUGUGCAAAGAGGAACCCCGAAACCAUUGUUACGGAAAUGAACCAUGCAGUUCAGAUGCGACACUACCCCUACGACAGGAUCCUGUACUACCCAGCCAAUGCAUGCCGGACGUGCAAGUUCAACAAGCCGGCGCGCAGCAAGCACUGCAGUAUAUGCAAGGCCUGUGUCUCCCGAGCUGACCAUCACUGUGUUUGGGUGAACAACUGCCUUGGACGGGGCAAUCACAAGUGGUUCCUCGCCCUGCUCCUUUCCACAGCCAUUCUGCUGGCGUAUGGUGCAUACAUCGCAUACUUUGCACUGAGUCCCAAAGUGCACAAGCAAUACGCUAGAUACGAGUCCUGGUACAGGUUCAAACCCAGCCCAGGAUCUAACCCAUCCAGCUGGGCCACCUACGGCGAAAAGAAACUCCACUACUUCCUCACAUAUGUCAGCAUAUACAUCGACGAGGGUGGCGUCUCCGCAGCAGGUGUCGGCCUUUUGGCUCUGCUCACAUGGCCGCUGCCUCUCGGUCUUCUGUGUUACCAUCUCUACCUCAUCUACGCAGGCAUGACCACCAACGAAAGCUCCAAAUGGGCAGACUGGGCCGACGAAAUCGCAGACGGGAAUGUCUUCCUCGGCAAGCGGAGGCCAGAAACCAUGCGGGACUAUCGGGCCACAGACGCUGAUUUGCACGACUCCGCGCGGUCGUCCUCCUCAGCAACACCCAUGCCCACACCCCCCGAGACCCCACCCGAAGACGAAGAACCACCGACAUCCUGGCCGCUCGAGAGCCGCCACAUCCUCGUACGCACAACCAACGGCCAGCCGCCUACCGGGCUCCCGCCACGAAUCAAGUCCGUCGCCAACAUAGAAAGCUUCGAGCGUGUGUGGGAUCUUGCUGCCGUGGAAAACGUGUACGACCUGGGGUUCUGGGACACUUUUUUUGAGAUCCUGUUGCACUAGCUCUCCCCGCAUUUCCCGGGUAGAGCCCCCAUCCAGUUGGUUUAGUACCUGAUGCUUGUGUGAUGUGUAACGGCGCUCCCGCAAACGGCCCAGGAUCGCUGUCGGGAUACGAAAACCGGUUCGCUUGCGAUCCCGUUCGCAACCCCAACGCC